UCUGUCUAUCAUUCAUGGCCCCUACGCCGAUCCGUACUGCCUCGGACUACACGAGCACUCCCGUGUUCAAGAGGAACGCCCUUUACGUUGGCGAGGAUACCAUCGAUACCAGGUAUGUGGUCGUGAGUGGUGGCUCUGUCUCUGGCUUGGGCAAAGGGACGGCGAUCAGCAGUCUUGGAGUUGUACUCAAGAGCUACGGUUACCGUGUGACCGCUAUCAAGAUCGAUCCUUAUCUGAACGUUGAUGCCGGGACCAUGAGCCCCUACGAGCAUGGUGAAGUGUACGUCCUUGACGAUGGUGGAGAGGCCGAUCUAGAUCUUGGCAAUUAUGAACGCUUCCUUGACAUCACUCUUUCGUCCGCACACAAUAUCACUUCUGGAAAAGUCUACGAGAAAGUCAUCAAACGCGAGAGGACGGGAGACUACCUUGGAAAAACUGUUCAAAUGGUUCCCCAUGUUACUGAUGCCAUCCAAGACUGGAUCCUCCAGGUCGCGGCUCAGCCCACUACCAAGACCCCUGGUGCUCCUCAUAUCUGCCUCAUCGAGUUGGGUGGUACUGUUGGAGAUAUCGAGAGUGCGGUAUAUUUAGAAGCUCUUCAGCAGUUCCAGCAUCGCGCUGGCAUCGAGAAUGUGUGCAUGAUUCAUGUUGGACUCGUACCCGUGAUGGGUGUCGUUGGCGAACAGAAGACUAAGCCCUGCCAGCACUCUGUCAAACUUCUCCGGGAGGCCGGAAUCAAACCCGACUUCCUUUUCUGUCGCUCAGAGCAGCCCCUCCAUGAUGAGACUCGGGCUAAGCUUGCACUUUUUUGCCAGACUCCUGAGGACCAUGUGAUCAGUCUUCAUGACGUCGCCAAUGUCUAUAAGGUCCCGUUGAUGCUGGACGAGCAGAAUGUGGGCAAGCUGGUGUUGGAGCGCCUUCAUCUUGACGUUCAUGGUCCAGCCAAAGCCACUAAUCACAGCUUGCUCCCGUCCCCGGCUAUCAACACAACCACUGUAGAGUCAUGUGCUCCGGCCAACUUGACUGAUUGGAGAGCACUGGCUGAGAAGGCAGAGAAGAUCAGUGAAGAUGUGGUGAUAGGGGUCGUUGGGAAGUACACGGGUCUCCAGGAUUCGUAUCUCUCCGUUAUCAAGUCGCUUAAGCAUGCCUCAAUCGAUGCAGGCUCCCGUCUGGUUAUUGAGUGGAUAGAAGCCUCCGACUUGGAGCCUCACCAACGUACGCACGCCCCUGAGCGUUAUGACUCUGCAUGGAAGCGCCUGAAGGCAUGUGAUGGUAUCCUUUGCCCUGGUGGUUUUGGUGACCGCGGUAUUGAAGGCAAAGCCCUUUGCGCGAGAUACUGCCGUGAGACCAACACGCCUUACUUUGGUAUUUGUUUGGGCUUGCAAACUGCUGUAAUAUCUUACUGUCGUGAUGUACUUGGUUUUGAGGAUGCUAACUCGGCCGAGUUCGACCCUUCGGCCGAAACUCAAUGUUGCGUGUUCAUGCCUGAAGUCUCGACCGCAGUCAUGGGAGGUACUAUGAGGCUCGGGUCCCGUGUGACCAUUAUAAAGGACCCUGAUAGUCUGGCUUACAAGCUUUAUGGUGGCCAGCCUGUCGUCUAUGAGAGACACCGUCAUCGCUAUGAGGUUAAUCCCCAACUUGUCCCUCAACUCGAGGCUGCUGGUAUGCGUUUCGUCGGGAUAGACGAGCGCGGUCAAAGGAUGGAGAUUGCAGAGAUACCCUCUCUCGAUUUCUUCCUUUGCACGCAGUUCCAUCCCGAGUUCAAGUCCAGGCCGAUGCGCCCUAGUCCCCCCUUCCUUGGGUUCGUUCUCGCCGCAGCUGGGAAGCUGAGCUCGCGGUUGGAGGCCGACGGUGGCUUCUUGAAACCUGGAGCUGGGUGGCUAGCUCAUCACUGAGUAUUAUGAUUCUAAACUAUCGAGACCUUCGUGUUUCUACGUUAGCCUAUAUACCCCCAUUAUGUAAAUGUUUCCGUGUUGGGAAGUUUCCCGAGGGUGGUGGUUUC
This is a messenger RNA of Perkinsus marinus ATCC 50983, 1999 nucleotides long. Its product is annotated as CTP synthase, putative. Gene Ontology annotation, molecular function: identical protein binding; CTP synthase activity. Bases 15 to 1892 code for a protein of 625 amino acids. The record is from RefSeq and is a predicted model, not a curated record. The transcript is spliced from 16 exons. NCBI's taxonomy places the organism in Eukaryota, Perkinsozoa, Perkinsida, Perkinsidae. Gene Ontology annotation, biological process: pyrimidine nucleobase biosynthetic process; CTP biosynthetic process.